AUGAAGCAAGCAAAAGAAGGAAUUCAUCUAGUCGAUGGUCUUCACAUUGUCAAUUUCAAUCAAAUCACCCAAGUUCUCAAAGAUCUUGGUUAUUCUGGACCAGUAGCAGCAGCUUCUGACCAGACUGUGUGUGUCAAGCGGCUUCGACAUCAUGAUGGUCAUUUAGUUGGGGUGCAAGGUGGGGAUAUAUCAUUUGAUGAUCCUUCUGAGCUUCCAGCACUUGUAAAAUCAGUGGUCAAAAAUAAAGACCUUUGCUCAAAGAUUUGGGCUUACACUCUGCAAGUUCCCUUACCUAAUAUCCCAACUUUUGCAGUUGCACUCAUUGCUAGUUGCGAUAAGGAAACUCCAAAUGACAUCCUAGAAAACCACCUCAAGUUUUUGGAAAUGUCUCAAGAGGCUGGGAUCAAUAUCCUUUCAGUUGGUGCAGACGGCGCACCAACCAAACUAAGCGCUCAAAAUUCUCUCACGGAUACGGCGACUCAGUUUGUUAGUUACUCGAACUCACAUUACAAUGUCCAUGUCAAGGUGCCUCUGAUUGGUCAUCCUCCACGCCCAGUUGUAAUGGUGCAGGAUCCUAAGCACGCUCGUAAAACUGGUGCAAACCAGUUGAGCUCUGGAGCUUGUCUUCUUGUCAUUGGUAAAUAUCAUGUCUUGAUACAGCAGGUUGCUGCUUUACUCCAGUAUGGAAAUAGCCUGCUACUUCAUAAGGACAUAUUUGACUGUGACAAACAAGAUGAUGUCCAAGCCUUUCAAACGUUGAGCUCCAGCACCCUAGCAGCUUCACUGGCGCAUGAUGACAUGAUUGAGUUUUAUCCAAACAUCCCUUUGCUCCCUUGGAAGCAUGGGAGCGAGCCCUGUGAACACGUUUUUGGCUGGAUGCAUGUGAUUUCUCCAAGAUCCACUGUUCUCGACGCUAGAAUGAUGAUGCCAAAAAUUCAUGCCAUAGUCAAGAAUAUUAUGUUGGGCAGAAUGAAGAUACCCUCAUCAGAACACAUGCAUUCUGGGUAUCAAUACGCUUUUUCUGAUGAACCUGACAAUGAAAAUAUCAAAUUUCUUGCUGAAUUCCCAUCUGACAAAGAAAUUUCGGAAGAUCUUGGAAUUGCCUAUGAGCAAGCCAAUCAACUUGCGCUGAUUUGUGGAAUGGGUUCACUCAAUUCCACCAUUGAUGAUGUUCCAGAAGAUCUGGAUGACUCGUAUCAAAAUUCACCCAAAAACUUAUCAGCACUAUUAUAUUGA
Molecule: messenger RNA, 1236 nt
Organism: Melampsora larici-populina 98AG31
Lineage: Eukaryota; Fungi; Basidiomycota; Pucciniomycetes; Pucciniales; Melampsoraceae
Exons: 4
Coding region: 1-1236 (411 amino acids)
Source: RefSeq, a predicted model, not a curated record